UUUCCUUCGAUAAGACAAGCUCAGCACCUUCAAGCUCCGAACCUCGCACCUACGCCCCGCCCCGCCUCACAAAUCACCCCCUCACAACAAGAGAAAGAAAACACAGCAAACAAACUACAAAACAUGGCGUCAACAGCCCCGCAGCCCGCGAAACUGCGCGCACUCUACAGGUCCCUAUUCCGCGAGCUGCCACCACGACCCAUCCUCUCCUCGCCGCCAUCACCCCUCCACCAGCGGCUGCGCGACUCGUUCCGCGCACCCCCCUCACCUUCCAACAGCACGCCCACAAAACCCUCUACUGUCACAACAACAUGGCCCAGCGCAGUCGCCGCCGCUGUGGCGCACGCGGAGCAGUAUCUGGCCUACCUACGCGCGCAGCGCACGUACGCGGCGCUGCUGGAGCGGUACAACCCCGGCAUGGGCAUGGACGAGGAGGAGCGCGUACGGCUAUCGGCGCGGCGGGUGGGGAUUGAUCUGCCGACGCCGUAUGAUGCUGAUGCUGAUGGUGCAGAGGGAAGUGGUGGGGGGGAUAAGGAGGGUGGGCGGAAGAAGUGAAUGAUAUCCAUCCAUCGUCGGUCUGUCCGUCUGUUCGUACGUCCGGUGUCUAUGGGGGACAGACGUUUCCGCCCUGGCAGCCGGCUGUUUCUUUCCCGCUGCUGCCUCAUUCAUUAUUGUUUUGCAACAAUGACGUUUGGGGCUUCAUUCAUAAGGUCCAGCAUUGAGUGGGCCUUGUGCCCGUGUUUUGCUUUUGGCGAGAGAUAUUCAGGCAUGAGUCAACCAGGACAGAGACGGGCAGACAUCCCGGGAGAGCGGCUUUGUCUUCUCUCGGCUUUGUUUGUCCAGUUUUUACAUGGGACGAACUUCCGGAAUCACUGGCUGCCGACGGGACAGUUUUCCGAUAUGGCCCUUUAAGGUUGGCUGUCAAGUCAUCCGGGGCAACCUUGCCUGCCUGUAGAGGUAUUCCUCUUGCAAGCUACGACAUGGUUUAGCAGGCCCUGAUAUCCCACGCCUGUGU
Lasiosphaeria miniovina is the source of this 1015-nucleotide messenger RNA. RefSeq lists its product as uncharacterized. The record is from RefSeq and is a predicted model, not a curated record. Gene Ontology annotation, cellular component: mitochondrial matrix. The coding region runs from base 124 to 555 and encodes 143 amino acids. The transcript has a single exon. Gene Ontology annotation, biological process: mitochondrial proton-transporting ATP synthase complex assembly. Lineage: Eukaryota; Fungi; Ascomycota; Sordariomycetes; Sordariales; Lasiosphaeriaceae.